AUGUCCAGGAAUUCACUGGGUCCACUCGUCCUUCUAAACUUAACGCUGAAUGCUCAACGCUACAAGACGAUUCUGGAGAAUGAUCUUCUACCGUUUUCGACCGCAAAUAUGGGCCAAGGUUGGUUGUUGUACCAGGACAAUGCCCCGUGCCACAAGUCACAGCUGCUGAUGGGACGCCGUGUUCGACUCGCCAAUGGAGGAACGGCUCUGGUGCCAGGAUGGUUCAAAGUAAACCGUGUUCAACUUGUGUCUGCUUCUCCCUAUAGUCCUGAUUUGAAUGUGAUCGAGAACAUAUGGGCGUUUGUGAAGUCGAAAUUGAAGGGGAAACUAUUCGGAUCAAAAGUGGAGCUUUGGUACUUCAUCCGUCGAGUCUGGACAACUAUUGGACCCCAAAUUCUACGUGAUCUGGUUGACAGCAUGUCAAGGAGAAUUCAAGCAGUAAUUGCGGCUCGCGGAGGACCUACUAAGUAU
Messenger RNA from Mesorhabditis belari, 471 nucleotides. NCBI's taxonomy places the organism in Eukaryota, Metazoa, Nematoda, Chromadorea, Rhabditida, Rhabditidae. The record is from the annotation of a GenBank genome assembly.